This is a messenger RNA of Scatophagus argus, 1405 nucleotides long. RefSeq names its product BCL2 associated athanogene 2 (gene bag2). The coding region runs from base 215 to 841 and encodes 208 amino acids. The record is from RefSeq and is a predicted model, not a curated record. The transcript has 3 exons. Lineage: Eukaryota; Metazoa; Chordata; Actinopteri; Scatophagidae. Gene Ontology annotation, molecular function: protein-folding chaperone binding; adenyl-nucleotide exchange factor activity. Gene Ontology annotation, biological process: protein stabilization.
UCUGGGCUCCUCGGGAAACUUCUGUGAGGACGGAGUGGAGGAAGUCGCAGCCCAUGUUAGGAAAUGUUCUCCCCGAGGCGCUGAGGAGCUGCGCUGCAGUCAGCUGGACACCUCACAGUGCGGAUCGCACACGGGAAGGACUUCUGUCCGGCGAGGAUCAUCAGAAUAGACAAAGUAAUAAUAAUAACAAUAAUAAUAAUAACAAUUCAUCGGUAUGGCUCAAGCGAAAAUCCAGGCCAAAAUGAGCGAGCCUCCCAGCGCUAAGUUCAGCAGGACGCUGUCCAUGGCAGAUCGCUCCGGACGACUGCUGGAAAGUUUGGAUCAGCUGGAAGUGAGGGUGGAGGCUUUACGCGAAGCAGCUUCAGCCAUGGAGCAGGAAAGAGAGUGCAUCCUGGAAAUGAUUCAGUCCAUACAGAACGGACAAGAAAUGCGAAACAUCUGCGCUGGGGAGAGGGAAGAGCUAGGCUUGACUGCAAACCGCCUCAUGGGCCGCACUCUGUCUGUGGAGAUCUCUGUCGGCACAAUCAGAAACCCCCAGCAGGAGGAGGCGCUGCGCAAGGCCACGGCCAUAAUUGAUGAACUUGUGAAAAAACUACUGGAUGACAUGGACAACAGCCGGCAGCGACUGCAGGCCCUGCACGCGGCCUGUGUCACUGAGGCCCCGCCCGUCCCCAUCGACCAAAAGUUUCAGGCCAUCGUGAUCAGCUGUGCUCUGGAGGACCAGAAGAAGAUCAAGCGGAGGCUUGAGACUUUGCUGAGGAACGUUGGAAAUGCAGAGAAGAACAUCAAGAUUAUGGAUCACCAAAAACUGGAGGAACCGAAAGCGAAUGGCUGUCACUAAUACACAACACCAAAAGAGAAGAUGUGUCUUAAUCAUGCCACUAACCUCACUAAGAACUGCUAUAAUCCUGUAUUAACUCUUAGAAGGACAAAACAUGUAGCAGCAAAAGUCCUUGUGGGUGAAAUCACAGUGAUACUGAACCUUAGGGCCAAGAAAGUACAGUAAAACAACAAACACCAACAUUUUCCUUUCAUAUUGUCGUUAUUUACACUGAACUACAUAAUAUGGAUUGUUGUAUACUGAGAUGUGUAUGCCUGGUGCAUUAUCAUGGAAUAUACAAUGACAUAGUGUCCAAUUGGUGGUUUGAUCCAGUGACAAACAAUGAAUGCAUGAAUAACAGUACAGUAAUAGCAGCAGAAUAAGAGCAUCUCUCUCUGUUUCCUUGUCUCACUGUUUAAAUCAGCCACUUGGUCAGGGUGUGCAUACACUACCUCUUUGUGUGAAGGCAACACAAAUCACAUUAAGCUGUGGAUUUUAGUUCAUAUUUGCACAAAGCUGUUUUAUGUCUGAUUAUGUGUGUUGGGGGAAAAAAAAAAAGAAUAAAUAAGCACACUGAGUACGUGA